ACAAAACGUUGGUGGACACUGGGUUUAAAGGUUAAAACGAUAAAACGCUGUCCUCUUCCUCACUUCGUAGUUCUUUCACUCACUCAAAACCCGCGAAAAACCCAUGUUACUCUUCGAAUCAAAACCAGAGGCAAAAGCAGUAACAAAUUUUCGAGAUUCCAACAAUUCGCCAAUACCAUAUGGAUCGAAUCCAAGCAACAAACGAACUCGCUUUCCGGGUCGGCUUCUCCGGCUACAGUGGCCAUCUCAGAGUCGAGCCUCUGUCCACCGUAGAGCGCCCCAAUCCCGUCAAGUCGCUUCCUGAUUUUAUCCUUCCCCCUGCCUUCCCUAGGGAGACAUAUGAAUCAAUAAAGGAGCACAUAGAAGAGGAAUAUCUAUUUCCAAGGUUAGAUACUGAUGAAUUUUCAGCAGAAAAAGCUGGAAGGCAGUGGGAUUUUGACUGGUUUGAGAGGGCAAAAGUUCUACAGGAGCCUUCAUUGCCACGAUCCAUUGUGGUUCCAACAUGGGAGUUACCUUUUAGAAGAAAAAAAUCAGGAUCAGAACAAGGAAUAUGGGAACCAAAUUCAGUACAGGUGGAUGUCUCAGAAUUAACUGUUGGAGCUCAAGAUUCUAGUCCUUUGCCACGGAUUGUUGGACCUGCAAAGGACUUUGUGAGAGGGAGCAUUAACAACCGCCCUUUUCAUCCAGGAGGUUUAGAUAAUUCUCAAUCUCUGGAGAGAGUUCUACCUGCUGGUGCUACUAAUGGUGAAUGGGUGCAUGAACUGCUGAAUGGUGGCCCAGCUCAAUCCAUUCCUCCAAGCCUUAAGAGAGGAUUAGAUCUUGGAGAUCUUAAGGUGUACCCUAGCGCAUGGAAUGUUUACAAGGAUCAAAGUCCAAUUAGUACCACACCAGAGGAAAAGUUGAAUGAGUUGUCGAUACAGUUUGAUGACUUGUUCAAGAAGGCCUGGGAGGAGGAUAUUGUUCCAGAAUAUGUGGGAGAUGGUCAUUUAUCAGAAGAGGAGUCUCCAGAAUUCGAUGCUGAUGUCAGCAAGGUUAAUGUGCCUGGAAAUGUGUCCGAGACUGAAUCGUCUGUGUUGGAUGAGAUUUUGUCUGCUGAAUCAGGUGCAUUGACAUCAAAAUCUAAUGGAACUAGUGAAGGUGGUGGCCACAAGCCGAAAGAGGCCUGGGCUCUUAGUGGCAAUAAUGAAUGGAUUGCAGAGCGCUUCCAUGAACUAGUCCCUGAUAUGGCACUUAAUUUUUCUUUUGAACUGGAUUCAUUCCAAAAAGAGGCUAUAUAUUAUUUGGAAAAGGGAGACUCUGUUUUUGUGGCAGCUCAUACCUCAGCUGGAAAGACAGUUGUGGCAGAAUAUGCUUUUGCUUUAGCAUCAAAACACUGUACUAGAGCUGUCUAUACUGCUCCCAUUAAAACAAUCAGCAACCAGAAGUAUCGGGAUUUUUGUGGGAAAUUCGAUGUUGGCCUUCUCACUGGAGAUGUUAGCUUGAGGCCAGAGGCUUCUUGUCUCAUCAUGACCACUGAAAUAUUGAGGUCAAUGCUUUACCGAGGUGCUGAUAUUAUAAGAGACAUUGAAUGGGUCAUAUUUGAUGAAGUUCAUUAUGUCAAUGAUGCUGAAAGAGGUGUUGUUUGGGAAGAAGUUAUUAUCAUGCUUCCAAGGCAUAUAAAUAUUAUCCUCCUCUCAGCCACGGUACCGAACACAGUUGAAUUUGCAGACUGGAUUGGUCGGACAAAACAAAAGAAAAUCCAAGUUACUGGAACUACAAGAAGGCCCGUCCCCUUGGAGCAUUGUCUCUUUUUUUCUGGAGAACUUUACAAAAUAUGUGAGAAUGAAACUUUUAUACCUCAGGGUUUGAAAGCUGCCAAGGAUGCACACAAGAAAAAGAAUACAAGUGCAGUUGGUAUUGGAUCUGCAGCAAUGCGGGAGGGGGCUCAGGGUCAAAAGCGUGAAUUUUCUAAUCGUAACAAACAGAAUAAGCAUUCUGGUCCACAAAAUUUUGGGAGUGGGGGGAAUCAACAAAGUGCAAGUGGUCAAAAUAACUGGGGGUCAAGGAGGUCAGAGGCAUCACUAUUGUUGCAGCUUGUCAACAGACUAUCAAAGAAAUCUCUAUUACCUGUAGUUAUAUUUUGUUUCUCAAAGAAUCGGUGUGAUAAAUCAGCAGAUAGUAUGUCUGGAACUGACCUCACUAGCAAAUCUGAGAAGAGUGAGAUCCGAGUUUUCUGUGAUAAAGCAUUUUCACGAUUAAAGGGAUCUGACCGGAAUUUACCACAGAUUGUCAGAGUUCAGAGCCUUCUUCGUAGAGGAAUUGGCGUACAUCACGCAGGACUUCUUCCAAUUGUUAAGGAAGUGGUUGAGAUGCUUUUUUGCCGUGGAGUCAUUAAGGUACUCUUUUCAACAGAGACAUUUGCCAUGGGUGUCAAUGCCCCUGCUAGGACGGUUGUAUUUGAUACUUUAAGGAAGUUUGAUGGCAAGGAAUUUAGACAAUUACUUCCUGGGGAAUAUACUCAAAUGGCAGGUCGUGCUGGCAGAAGAGGACUUGACAAAAUUGGUACAGUUGUCGUGAUGUGCCGUGAUGAGAUACCUGAAGAGAGCGAUUUGAGACUUGUUAUAGUUGGAAGUGCUACGAGGCUUGAAUCUCAAUUUCGAUUGACUUAUAUUAUGAUCUUACAUCUCCUCCGUGUAGAGGAACUGAAGGUGGAGGACAUGUUGAAAAGAAGUUUUGCUGAGUUUCAUGCUCAAAAGAAACUUCCUGAAACACAGCAAAUUCUAAGGCGAAAGCUUGCUCAGCCUACCAAAGCUAUUGAAUGUAUUAAAGGCGAACCAGCAAUUGAAGAGUACUACGACAUGUACUUGGAAGCCGAGGAAUAUGGGAAUCAGAUAUCAGAAGCAGUUAUGCAGUCCCCUGCUGCCCAACACUUCCUUACUCCUGGAAGAGUGGUGGUUGUGAAGUCACACUCAGCACAAGACCACUUGCUUGGAGUAGUUGUGAAAGGACCUUCUGCCACUAUGAAGCAAUACAUAGUUUUAUUUCUCAAACCUGACUUGCCAUCAUCAAUGCCAGUCUCUGAGCUGCAAGAUAAGAAGAGUGGUGAUAGCCCACAAGCUUAUUUGCUUAUGCCAAAAUCGAAGCGUGGUGGAGAAGAGUACUUCUAUUCUGCUGCUACACGUAAAGGAUCAGGUGCAAUCAACAUAAAAUUACCAUACCAAGGCAGUGCCGCUGGUGUCAGUUAUGAAGUUAGAGGAAUGGAUACCAAAGAUUUCUUAUGCAUAUGCAAUAGUAAAAUUAAGAUUGACCAAGUUGGACUUCUUGAGGAUGUUAGCAACAGUGCUUUCUCUAAGACAGUCCAGCAGUUGUCAGAACUGAAAUCUGAUGGAAAUAAGUACCCUCCUGCCUUAGAUCCACUGAAAGAUCUGAAGAUGAAAGAUUGGAAUCUUGUGGAGGCAUACAAAAAGUGGACUAGCCUGUUGCAAAAGAUGGCAGUGAAUAAAUGUCAUGGUUGUAUAAAAUUGGAGGAGCACAUUGCCUUGGCAAGAGAGCUGAAGAAGCAUAAAGAUGAAAUUGAUAACCUAAGAUUUCAAAUGUCAGAUGAAGCACUGCAACAGAUGCCAGACUUUCAGGGCAGGAUGGAUGUUCUAAAGGAAAUUGGUUGUAUCGAUGCUGACCUCGUUGUUCAAAUUAAAGGCCGAGUUGCUUGUGAGAUGAAUUCAGGGGAGGAGUUGAUAUGCACAGAGUGUUUAUUUGAGAAUCAACUUGAUAACCUGGAACCAGAAGAAGCUGUGGCAAUAAUGUCAGCCUUUGUGUUUCAGCAGAGGAAAACUUCUGAGCCUUCUCUAACUCCCAAACUAUCUGAAGCUAAAAAGAGACUCUAUGAUACAGCAAUAAGGCUUGGAGAGCUUCAAGUCAACUGCAAACUACAGAUAAGCCCUGAAGAGUAUGCACAGGAAAAUCUGAAGUUCGGUCUUGUAGAAGUAGUUUACGAGUGGGCAAAGGGAACUCCAUUUGCUGAUAUCUGUGAGCUUACUGAUGUUCCUGAAGGCUUGAUAGUGCGAACCAUUGUCAGACUGGAUGAGACAUGUCGCGAGUUUAGAAAUGCUGCUGCUAUUAUGGGUAAUUCUGCACUCUACAAGAAAAUGGAAGCUGCAUCCAAUUCGAUAAAACGUGACAUAGUUUUUGCAGCUAGCUUAUACAUUACGGGAGUAUAAUUAUGCCAACACUCUUCAUGUCUAACAUAAGUACACAACGGAUUCAUACUUGUUAAUGAAGCCAUUAUGUUAUAUUAGUCAAUGGCUAUUCCUAAUGAAAGCUUUUAGCUUUUUUUUCUUU
Messenger RNA from Jatropha curcas, 4317 nucleotides. RefSeq names its product RNA helicase, ATP-dependent, SK12/DOB1 protein. NCBI's taxonomy places the organism in Eukaryota, Viridiplantae, Streptophyta, Magnoliopsida, Malpighiales, Euphorbiaceae. The record is from RefSeq and is a predicted model, not a curated record. Gene Ontology annotation, molecular function: ATP binding; RNA helicase activity; RNA binding. Gene Ontology annotation, biological process: nuclear-transcribed mRNA catabolic process, 3'-5' exonucleolytic nonsense-mediated decay. Gene Ontology annotation, cellular component: Ski complex.